AUGGCGCUUCCAACCGUGGCGGCGCUGGUGACGUUCGCCGUUUUACUGACGCUUACGCAGCACUCGGGCGUCCUGGCGAGGGCGGGUCUGGAGGGCGUGGCUGCGGCGGUGCCGGCACCCAGGCGCACCCAGAAGAUGUUCCUGCCGCCACUCGGCACCGGGAAGCCGAGCCAACCAUGCCAGUGUGGCAUCACGGGGUCGGACGUGGUCGACACGCGCAUCGUCGGCGGCUAUCAGGCGGCGCCGCACAUCUUCCCCUGGAUGGUGGCCAUCCUGUUCAACGGCUUCAUGAACUGCGGCGGCUCCCUCAUCAACGACAGAUACGUGCUCACCGCCGGCCACUGCCUAAACUGGGUCAGUCCGAAGAACAUCUCGGUGAUGUUGGGUAUCAACGACUUGCUGUCCCUUCAACGCGUACUGCCACGCGUCGACCGGAUCAUCGUGCAUGAUGACUUCGACCGAGACUUCCUGCACGACAUCAACGAUGUGGCCCUCAUCAGGCUGGCGGAGUCCGUCCCCUUCAACGACCAGGUGGCCCCCAUCUGUCUGCCGCAAAACGUUGAAGAUAUGGACUUGAACUUUUGGCCAAGCUUCAUGCUUGUGCUAGACAUAAUGCAGCCGGAUUUGCAAUGA
Messenger RNA from Schistocerca nitens (vagrant locust), 633 nucleotides. RefSeq names its product serine protease 55-like. Bases 1 to 633 code for a protein of 210 amino acids. Gene Ontology annotation, biological process: proteolysis. Gene Ontology annotation, molecular function: serine-type endopeptidase activity. The transcript has 6 exons. NCBI's taxonomy places the organism in Eukaryota, Metazoa, Arthropoda, Insecta, Orthoptera, Acrididae. The record is from RefSeq and is a predicted model, not a curated record.